Molecule: messenger RNA, 1873 nt
Organism: Falco peregrinus (peregrine falcon)
Lineage: Eukaryota; Metazoa; Chordata; Aves; Falconiformes; Falconidae
Gene: VPS26C
Product: VPS26 endosomal protein sorting factor C
Exons: 8
Coding region: 387-1316 (309 amino acids)
Biological process (GO): intracellular protein transport
Cellular component (GO): endosome
Source: RefSeq, a predicted model, not a curated record
CCGCCUCCCCGCGGGCGCCGCCUCCCCGUCCCACGGGGCCAGGCGGCGCCCCCCGCCCGCGGCGGCCCCUGCCGGGCCUCCGGGCACGCCGGGAGCUGUAGUCCCCGGGGCGCGCCGCGUCACACGCGUCCGGGCCUUGGGGCCUCCGCCCGGCAGGAAGCCCGCUCCCCUGGUUGCUAUGACCACCGGGAAGCGGGCGGAGCCGAGCGGGAAGCGGCGUCACCUGCCGAGAAGUGACGCCAGCGGGGCCCCGGAUGUCGGUGGGGCAGGGCACGCGCACCGCCACGCCCGCCGGCGGAAGCGCGUGGCCGGGGCAGAGCUGCCUCCCUGCGGGCCGGGCCACGUGACAGCCGCGGUCACGUGGCAGCGCGCGGCCGGCAGCCGCGAUGGGCACCGCGCUAGACAUCAAGAUCAAGCGGGCCAACAAGGUCUACCGCUGCGGGGAAGUUCUUUCUGGAGUCGUGGUCAUAACAAGUAAGGACACAGUCCAGCACCAAGGCAUCUCGUUAACAAUGGAAGGAUCAGUAAACCUGCAGCUUAGUGCCAAAAGUGUGGGUGUGUUUGAAGCUUUCUAUAACUCUGUCAAGCCUAUUCAGAUUAUUAACAGCACUAUUGAAAUGGUAAAACCAGGGAAACUUCCCAGUGGCAAGACAGAAAUUCCAUUUGAAUUUCCAUUGCAUAUGAAGGGGAACAAAGUUCUGUAUGAGACAUAUCAUGGUGUCUUUGUUAAUAUUCAGUAUACUCUUCGGUGUGAUAUGCGACGUUCUCUGCUAGCAAAAGACCUAACCAAGACUUGUGAAUUCAUUGUCCACUCACUGUCACAGAAAGGGAAACUGACACCAAGCCCAGUAGACUUCACAAUUACUCCUGAAACUCUGCAAAAUGUUAAAGAGAUAUUUAUACACACUGAUAAAAUCCCCCUGAGCCUUCUGUUCUGCAGGGAUGAACAAUCCGAGCUCUCAGCCUUUCUUGUGUGUCAUGUGCUUUUAACCAUCUUCAUGGCCAAAUCCAGCAAUGGCUUCACUUGCUCCAACUUGCUGAGGAUACUUUGUCCAUCAUCCAAGCCAUCACUGAAGAUGUCAACUAAUACUGGCUCCCGUAUUGGCCCCAGCCAGCGGUGUACACCACUGGUGACUAGCCUUCCGCUGGACUCCGUGCUACUGAUCACAAACCUUGGAGUCCAGCAGUUCAGGUCUCUUCCUACCUUUGCUGGACUUUCUGCGUGUGGGAAUAGACUGUGCUUGAGCGUGGAGGAGGUGACUCUAGGAAACCAGCCAGCCGUCAUGGCUGAAACUCUUCUAAGUCUAGCUGAGUGAGGGAGUGAGCAGGUUGUGUCCGGCAGCCUCUCGUGUCUCUGGAGUCUGCUGCACACUGAAAGCACAUGUUUUUCCAAAUACAAGGAUACAACUAUUCUUGGUGGGAAAAUUAUUUUUGAGACUACUGCUAAAUACUAAAGCUGUCAGCUGUCUGUUCUUCCUAUGAACCAUGUUUCCAUAUAAAUUAUUUUCUGAGGUAUUUUUCUUUCUGUAUCUUGAUACUUCACUCCUUGGCUUAGCAAAGGCUCACUGGUGAACAUCAUGAAAAAGUCCUGUCCAUUAAGUUUUCUUAUGUUUAAUAGCAGACCCUAUGCCUUUCCCUAUUUCAAGUACGUAACCACAAAAGUAGGUUCUAAAACUUCUGACAUCUUGGAUCCAGAGCUCCAGUCCAGUCUAAAGAAUGGUAUUGAAUGUGUGGCCUCUUUUUUUUUUUUUAAUUCUUCUACCUGUCUCUGAAAAAUAUAUGGGUCUAAAAUAACUACCUGGUGGACGGGUUGCAAAAGUCACCGGUUUGCUAUAUAUAAAGUACAAAAAUUUAAAUUCUUGGUUUGUCUGGA